AUGCCUCGCGCAUCACUUCCCGAAUCGCCAUUGACAACACUGCCUCAAGCAACAGCAGCAAGCAACAAACGCCGUCUUGCCCGGGCCCCGCACCUCCUGUACCCGAGCACAACCAACAGCAUCAGCAGUAUCAGCAGCCUCGACGACGUCCUCCCUGAACCUAAACGGGGCUUGCUCGACUUCCGUGCCUCUACUUCUGCUCCAUCUGGAGAGCCCCCUCUCUUGAAGGAGAAACGCAAGCGAUCCGGCAAUUUGAGGAAGGCACUCGAUGAGCGAAGUCCGAACAACGUCGAUUCGUUUCGACGCACGCAUGUGGAAGUCGCUCUCCGCGAUACGCCUGAUGCGGUGUUUACGGUCACCACUCGUCCUGGCACAAAGUCUUCUAACACGGGAAAGAAUCCCAAGUCAAAUAAUCCCUUCUCUGGAGAUCCUUCCAUGCCGGUAGUGAACCGAAGCACCACAACUGUCCGACUAGUCCAACCUACUGCAGGUGGAACCCGGAAAGCGAGAGAUGAGCACCCAUCCAUCGCCCGCCCCUCCCGUCCAGCCACCAGGGUAUUUUCCCCCUCCCCACCUCCGGCUGUGAACUUCGCGCUCUUGACGGAGCACGCGACAAAGCAAGCGCUCGGCUUUCCUUAUAUCCAACCUGAACCCGAGGCGGAGGAGGAUAUCACCAUUGCGUCUUCGUUUGUUGGUGUCCGACCAGGCAGGGGUAGUGGAGGGAGGGCGCGAACCAUGGCCAGCGAGAUGCGCCUCACCUCGUUCACCGAUGUUCCCCUACAAGACGACGACAUCGUGGUUGAGAAUGUGCGACUGUCUGUGCGCCCAAUUCCUCCUACUCUUGGCACUUUCCCCAGUGUCACAGACGAUUUGAAGCGCAGUAAAGGAAAGAAGUCUCGUCACUUGCGCAAACCCCCACCUCCCAUAUCGCAGGAUGUCUCACCCCAGCCUAGCCCUCCGCGUCCGUUCUUACUGCCUGCGAGAAGACCUCCGACACCCCAUCCUAUGAACCUAUCCGCCAUGGCGGCCGAAGCGGCGACUAUCCAGGCAGAACCCCUUCCAGACGAGGCUCAGGCUCAGGCACAGGGCGGCGUCCUCGCUGCCCUGUCCGCAUACCUCUUCCCCGGGAAGUUUGUCCUCCCCCCUCCUGUAACAGCAUCGAACCCCUCUCUCCGUCAGUCCCAGCCCGCAGCCCAAACCCAGACGCACGCUCGCACGGCCUCCACUCUCAGCUCCACGGCAGCAACGGAAGCGAUCCUCGCCCACGGACGUUCUACCUACUGCUCUUGGCCAGCAGCCGCUUUCUUCUCCGCCUUAGUUUGCUGGGCGUGGGAAGUGUUGUUCCGCCCACGUGCACGCGGGCUGCAGAAACGCCGCCACCCGUUCCAUCCGAGCGCUCAAGAGACCAAACAGGGCAGCGGGCAACCUGUUCCGCCUAGGGCGCGCUGGCCUGAGGGUGCGACGCUCGUUACAGAAAUCGAACUCUCUCGAGGCGAAGCCGCUCGCGUCGCUGCUGAACAAGGCAAGCAGCGUGAUCGGGACUUGGAACGUGGUCUUGGCUCUGCUGCCUCAACCCCCGGGAGCGAUAUCUCGGAAGUGAAGCGCCGUCUCCCCCCUGAUCCAGAACAGGGCUUGCCAGAUGGGUUGCCAGAGCUGGCGUAUAGCGCUGAGGAAACGAAUUGGAGAGCGCAUCAGUCUACCGACCAGGAGGGAACAACCACUAUUUGGAGCACGAUUACCGGUGUUUGGAAGUCUGUUGGUGGGUGGGGGUGGGGAUGGGGACGAGGGAAACAAGGGGAGGAGAUGAGGGCUGAGAGGGUUUGA
Dacryopinax primogenitus is the source of this 1824-nucleotide messenger RNA. RefSeq lists its product as uncharacterized. Bases 1 to 1824 code for a protein of 607 amino acids. The transcript has a single exon. The record is from RefSeq and is a predicted model, not a curated record. NCBI's taxonomy places the organism in Eukaryota, Fungi, Basidiomycota, Dacrymycetes, Dacrymycetales, Dacrymycetaceae.